GCUUGGAGCUCUAACUACCCUCACACUGGGGAAGAAAACUCAUAAAGAAAAAGUUCUGUUUCGUGCAAAAGUAGUCUAUCUGGAAUUAGAGACAAUCUACAUCUUCGCGCCCACCACGUCCGAUGGAGGCAGAGAGGGGGAGUUACCGCGAGUGGACGGAUUUUCCACGAUAUUAACAGACCCAUCUUCCCCAUCCCUUUCCCCCUCGUGCUCGUCCCCAACCGGCACCAUUGUAGGCCAGUCCCCUGACACGCGGCCCCUGCGACCCCCGAGAACUCGGCGGGCUCGCGAGCGCCUCGGGUCCGACUCGAGCGACACCACGACGAGCUACGGCAUGCUCGACGUGCUACGGAGUCUCAAAAGCCUGCUGAAAAUCAGCAGGGUUCACAUCGACAAUAACGUGUUCAGGCUCCACUACACGGUCACUGUUAUCCUCCUUAUUGCCUUCUGCAUCAUUGUCACGACUAAACAAUUUGUGGGUGAACCGAUUGAAUGCAUUCAUUCCAGCGAGGUGCCAGAGUCAGUGAUCAACACUUUUUGCUGGAUACAUACUACUUAUACUGUGCCAUCCGCAUACGGAAAGGAAGUCGGCAAAGAUGUGCCCCAUCCAGGUAUAGACUCCACUCAAGACGCUUCUCAGUUUCGGUACCAUCGUUACUACCAGUGGGUGUGCUUUACACUUUUCUUCCAGGCUGCAUUGUUCUACACGCCAAGGUGGCUUUGGCGCAUGUGGGAAGGAGGCAAGAUCAAGGCCCUAAUGAUGGAUUUAGACAUUGCUCUCUGUGCAGAAGCGGAAAAGAAACAGAAGAAGAAGAUGCUGGUGGAUUACCUGAUGAGCAGCUUAAGACAGCACGACUGGUACGCUGCGAGAUACUUCCUGUGCGAGGCUAUGGCAUUUGCAAACGUCGUUGGUCAAAUGUUUCUCAUGAACCGGUUCUUCGACGGAGAGUUCCUCAGUUAUGGUAUCGAAGUCAUAAGAUAUUCAGAAAGAGACCAGGAGAGUCGAACAGAUCCAAUGAUACGAAUCUUUCCUCGCGUUACCAAAUGUCGCUUUUACAAAUAUGGAUCUUCUGGCAACGUAGAGAUGCACGAUGCGCUUUGUGUCUUGCCACUAAACGUCAUCAACGAAAAGAUUUUUAUCUUCCUGUGGUUCUGGUUCAUCAUUCUGUCAGUGCUGACCGGACUGGUGCUCGUCUUCCGGGUGGUUAUCACUGCCUGCCCCCUUGUCAGAGUUUAUCUGCUCAAUAUGAGGUUCAGAAUUGUUCAUUUAGAUACUUUACAUACUGUUGUUCGCAGGGGAUCUAUAGGAGACUGGUUUCUAGUGUACAUGUUAGGACAAAAUAUAGAUACUAUGAUCUUCAAAGAAGUGCUAGCCGAAAUGGCAAAGAGGAUGACUACAGAACCCAAGGAGGCGGCAUGACACGAGAUGUGUCACUGCCUCCAACGUUGUGCCUCUGCUCCAUAACCUGCCUUUGAAUUUUUCAAACAGUAUGGUGGAAACCUAAUUUACUUCUUUUCAGAUAAAGAGAUAAAGUUUCUGGACAUCAGCUCGCUCAAGGCAAAGAAGUUUGGCAUCCUUGGUGUCUUGACAAAAAGACCACACGGAAAAAGAGGUGGUUUUUAUUUUUUAAAUUGUCUUUCUCCUUACUAUACUUACAACUCUAUUGAGUAUGUUUCUAA
Molecule: messenger RNA, 1680 nt
Organism: Argiope bruennichi
Lineage: Eukaryota; Metazoa; Arthropoda; Arachnida; Araneae; Araneidae
Product: innexin shaking-B-like
Exons: 1
Coding region: 335-1420 (361 amino acids)
Cellular component (GO): gap junction; plasma membrane
Molecular function (GO): gap junction channel activity
Source: RefSeq, a predicted model, not a curated record